GCGCCAUCCCGGAAAUGGCGUCUAUAUAGCCCCGCUUGACGGAAGCAUCUCGUGUAUAUUACAAGGACAAAGCCCCUAGCUGUGCUUGAAUCUGCCUAAAUCUGAUCUCUCCAUCUUCCUCUACAACCACAACACAUAAUUGCUGUAGUCCUUCAUCGAAACGUACCGUCAAACGAAACAGCAACAUGGCAUCAGCAACCGGUAUUCCAGAACGGAAUCCAGCUUCGACCGGUUACGGCGAGGAUGAGCCUUUGCUAGGCAGAGCUGGAGAUGCGAGUCAGCAGAAAGACAAGGCACUGCCAUACAAUCUGAUUCUGGGCACAGCACCAAUUGCACAGCUCGGGAUAUGGGUGUUGACUGCUGCGGUCUGGGGCAGCGUGUUCUCUCAUGACUUUAUAUUCUUCUCGUACCACCCACUCCUCAAUUCUGUCGGAAUCCUCCUCGUCAGCCAAGCUGCUCUCAUCCUACAGCCCACGCAUACGCCCCAACAAAAGAAAAAUGGAACAUAUGCACAUGCGGCAUUCAAUGAUCUUGGUGUAGCAGCCCUGGUUGCUGGCCUUAUCGUCAUCGUAAAGAAUAAGGGUGACCACGGUCACUUUGAGUCUCCGCACGCGAUCUUGGGCCUCAUCACCUACAUCCUGCUUGGCAUACAAGCUCUCGUGGGCAUCACAAUGUACUUCGUUCCGGCCAUUUACGGAGGAGUAAACAAUGCAAAGAGCAUCUGGAAGUACCACCGCAUGAGUGGAUAUCUGGUCUUUGUGCUCCUGCUGGCAACUGUUGCUGCUGCGACACAGACGUACUACGUCAAGAAUGUGUUGAAGCUUCAACUUUGGGCCGUCAUUGUCACAGCAGUAAUCACGCUCGCUGGGAUCUUGCCGCGGAUCAAGAAACAAAAGCUUGGACUGUAGUCGAACGCACACAUAUAGCACAAGCACAGACCUGACGACCGUAAGGGUUCAAGACAAGUAUGCGUCUAAGCGAGGAUGUCCCAUGACGGACGGAAUUGUCGAGUGGUGAAGGGCAAGGUUAUAUAAUUCGAAUGUCACAAACACACGGAAGAGGGUUCAGCAUGGCACAGGCGUUUUGACCACAAGCAGUCUUAGCGCGCGAUCCUUUAGCAAGGGACUAGGAUGCAAGAUAUAUCACUCAGUCGGCAAGCGUAGGACGAAUGUGGAGAGUCUCAGGGAUCUAUGAUGUACUCAUUCUGUACUGCAUACAGUAUCUAACAUGUUAUCCUCCCUGUCCCGCGGCAAAGGGGCACUCUAGUUCCGUGUCAUGGUCCGUGAAUCUUGGCACUCAAAUUGUC
Pseudovirgaria hyperparasitica is the source of this 1306-nucleotide messenger RNA. RefSeq lists its product as uncharacterized. NCBI's taxonomy places the organism in Eukaryota, Fungi, Ascomycota, Dothideomycetes, Acrospermales, Acrospermaceae. The record is from RefSeq and is a predicted model, not a curated record. The coding region runs from base 186 to 908 and encodes 240 amino acids. Gene Ontology annotation, molecular function: mating-type factor pheromone receptor activity; transmembrane monodehydroascorbate reductase activity. Gene Ontology annotation, cellular component: membrane. The transcript is spliced from 3 exons. Gene Ontology annotation, biological process: G protein-coupled receptor signaling pathway.